AUGGGUCUUUCCUCCUCCAGAAAAUCCCAGGCACCACAGGACUACCAGGUCCAAUUGAGGAACACAGAGCUGUACCAGCAAACUCUGUACACCCAGACAAUGCCUGUGAACAAGAUUAUCACCCAUCCAGACUUUGAGAAGUUCUAUGCCUUUGGGAGUGACAUUGCCAUGUUGAAGCUAUUCCUGCCUGCGAACAUCACACCCUAUGUCAUUCCUGCCUGUCUCCCACCUGAAGAAUUGCAGCUGCACAGUCACACAUCCUGUUGGAUAACUGGUUGGGGAAGGCUCUCUGAGAAGACACCACUGCUACCAGCCCACUCUCUCCAAGAAGCUAAGGUGAACUUUGUGGAAAGCAUGUUCUGCAAUACCAUCUAUAGGCAAACAUAUGGUAAAGGCAAGGACUACUCUGUGCAUGAAGAGAUGCUGUGUGCAAGGGACACCUCAGCAGGAAAGGGCAUCUGUCAAGGUGAUUCUGGGAGUCCUCUUGUCUGCUAUGGCCCCAAUGCCUGUGUUCUAGUAGGGCUGGGCAGCUGGGGCCUGGAGUGCUGGCAUCCUGUCUACCCCAGCAUCUUCACCAGGGUCCCCUACUUCAUUGACUGGAUCAAUGAAGUCAGGAGGCUGAGUCCUCCACCAGACCCUCCUCCCACAGACAUUCCACAAAAGCCUCUGAGGGCUUCUGCCUCACUCCAGCCCUACAGCACCCUUGUGAGCUCACAGACCUGGCUCCUCCUGCCAUUUACCCUCAAAGUACAGUGGCAGGCCCAUGGGUGA
Molecule: messenger RNA, 771 nt
Organism: Sciurus carolinensis (gray squirrel)
Lineage: Eukaryota; Metazoa; Chordata; Mammalia; Rodentia; Sciuridae
Product: putative serine protease 47
Exons: 3
Coding region: 1-771 (256 amino acids)
Biological process (GO): proteolysis
Molecular function (GO): serine-type endopeptidase activity
Source: RefSeq, a predicted model, not a curated record